GUUUUUAUAAACAUUUCUAAAUUUUGUUUAAAUAAAUAAAUUUGAGAGUGAUUCCUGCUUUCACAGUGAAUAUCUAGAAUUAAGAACCUUUUAACAUCUUUUUAGCUUAGUUCAAUAAUUAGUAUCAAGCAUAAUAAGCAUUUUCAUUAUCAUUUUAUAUAGAAUUUCACCUGUCAUUCUUAAAAACAAACAUGAUUCAUUUAUGAUAAUUAUAAGAUUAUUAAGUAAUAAACCAUUAUCAAAACCUGUGAGCAUUUUGCUUAAGAACAACCAAAAAUGUCUACACCAGAACAGCUUAUUGAAAACGCUGUCGAUGCAGCAAAAUUAGCUGUAAAAUUCGAUCAAGAAGGCCAAGCCAACCCUUCAGCUUACUAUUACAAAAUCGCAGCCCAAUGGCUUGAUCAGGCUGCUGCUAGUGUUGCAGAGGACAAGGGCGAAUCCUUAAAAAACAAAAGUGAAGAGUAUAAACAUAGAGCUGAAGAAUUAUUGGGAAAUGUUAGACAACAAACACAACACUCCCCUCAGGAUGAAAAUGAAAAUCAGAAAAGAGUGAUAAUCAAACAAUGUCAUUUUCUACUGCAACAAGCCAUAGAGGAAGAUGAGCAAGGAGACAAAGACGAUGCUAUAGAAUUAUAUGCAAAAGCUGUUGAAUAUGUAACAAAACAUCCUGAUCUUAUGCAGGGAGAUCUACGAGCUCUUGCAAUAAGGGCUUUAGAAAGAGCUGAAGAAUUAAAGGGAAUUAAACGGGAAUCUCCUGGAUCACCAAAAUUUCAACCCAAAAAUCCUCCAACAAAUAAUUUCAAUAUUACUAAUCAGAAACCUACAGCUUCAGCUCAAAGGCCUACAUUACAUAGAGGAACUAGUGCACAUUUAAAAGUUACUGGUGAAGAUGUAUAUAGUGACAAAGAAAAAGCUGUCUUAUUGCAUACAUCUAAAAUAAAUGGACGAGAUUUUGUACCAUUCAUGAGUGUUGAUUUAAAUGAAAGAUUUCAAUAUUCGAUUCCUUUCUCUGACAAAGAUGGUCAUCUUAUUUUAGCUCCGAAACAAAAACAGGAGUUUUACAAAAUGGUUAGGCCGGAAGAAAUUUGUAAAGAUCCUUGUAUUGUUCAGGGAACUUGCCCGAAUUAUCUCAACAUCAAACAAACAGUAAUUUCUGAUUGUUCUUUUGUGGCAAGUUUGGCUGUAAGUGCCCAUUAUGAGGCUAAAUUCGGACGCAAAUUAGUUACAGCUAUUAUUUAUCCUCAAUCCAAAGACAGGAGGCCUUUGUAUAAUCCUUUUGGAAAAUAUAUGAUAAAAUUGCAUAUCAAUGGCAUCCCUAGGAAAGUAAUAAUUGACGAUCAUUUGCCUAUUGAUAAGCACGGGAGGCUUUUAUGUUCAUAUUCUAGCAAUAAAAACGAAUUCUGGAUAUCUCUUUUGGAAAAGGCUUACAUGAAAGUUAUGGGCGGUUAUGAUUUUCCUGGUAGCAAUAGUAAUAUUGAUCUGCAUGCUUUAACUGGUUGGAUCCCGGAACGUGUAGGUAUAAGACAAAGCGAUGCAGAUUUCAACAAAGACAGUCUAUUCACUACACUGGAAACUAGAAUGGCAAAAGGCGACGUUCUGGUAUCAGUAGCCACAGGUGAAUUAUCUGACCAAGAGGCUGAAAGAAGUGGCCUGGUCGCCACCCAUGCUUAUGCUGUAAUGGACGUGAGGACUGUUAACGGAGAAAAACUAUUGAAAUUGAAAAACCCUUGGUCGCAUUUACGUUGGCGCGGUAACUAUUCGGAAUUGGAUAUUAGACAUUGGACGCCGGAAUUGCAACGGUUAUUGGACUAUGAUCCUCAUAGCGCGGCUGAAUUUGAUAAUGGAGUGUUUUGGAUUGAUUAUGAAAGCCUUUUAAAGUUUUUUGAGGUGUUUUACAUGAACUGGAAUCCGGAAUUGUUUAAAUUUACUUAUUGUAUUCAUCAAAUGUGGCAUGCUGGUACAGGUCCAGCAAAAGAUCUUUACACUGCCGCCGCUAAUCCUCAAUUUUCGUUAAGUGUCAGCCCUGAAGCAUCUGGAGCAGUUUGGAUUUUGCUUAGCAGACAUAUCACUGAUAUUGAAGAUUUCAGAAACAAUAAAGAAUUUAUCACGGUUUUUGUUUAUAAAAAUGGCCAAAAAGUUUAUUAUCCGUACGAUCCUCCUCCUUACAUAGAUGGUGUGAAAAUCAACAGCCCUCAUUAUUUGUGCAAAAUUAUUUUGGGUCCUAAUAGUGGCAGGGAUUACACAAUUGUAGUGUCGCAAUACGAAAAAAGCACGACGAUUUAUUACACUCUGAGGGCUUACGCUACUUGUCCUUUCAAGUUGAGCGAAAUUAAAGAUCCUUAUAUUGAUGAAAAACAAGUUACUGGUGAAUGGAAAGGUAUUACAGCUGGUGGUUGUCCAAAUUAUCCUACAACUUACCAUAAUAACCCAAAAUUUAGACUUACUAUAGAAGGUAUUGCUGAGAAUAAUCAAAUUCUAUUGGAACUCAAAGGUCCCAAACAAUACCAAAUGGGUUUGGAAGUUAUAAUAAAACAGUUAAACGAUGAAAGCAUCACUGCACCUUUUAGAUCGAAAUCUUCUGGACCUUACAGGUCAGGAUAUGUUGUCUUGGAACUAACCAACAUUCCUGCAGGAACUUUAGAAAUUAUACCGUCCACUUUUGCGCCAGGACACGAGGGACCUUUUAUUCUAGUUGUUAAAUCUUCAGCUUCUUUUAAAAUUAGUAAUUAGUUCAAGUUUAAACAUUUUAUUGAAAUAUAUUUUAUAUUUUUAUCUGUUA
This is a messenger RNA of Ceutorhynchus assimilis (cabbage seed weevil), 2779 nucleotides long. The record is from the annotation of a GenBank genome assembly. NCBI's taxonomy places the organism in Eukaryota, Metazoa, Arthropoda, Insecta, Coleoptera, Curculionidae.